CCUCCCCCUCCUUCUGUAUUUUAUGUACUCUUUGGCUUCUACAUCGUCGGCCAUUUCAUUUCCGUUCGGAAGAGUUAGAAGUGCAUUUGGGUGAAAAUGGGUAAGCCCCGUGGUAUUCGUACUGCUCGUAAGCAUGUAAACCAUCGGCGAGAACAAAGGUGGGCAGAUAAUGAUUACAAGAAAGCCCAUCUGGGUACCCGGUGGAAGGCCAAUCCUUUUGGUGGCGCAUCUCACGCGAAAGGAAUUGUACUUGAAAAAGUAGGCGUUGAGGCUAAACAGCCCAAUUCUGCCAUUAGAAAGUGCGUAAGGGUUCAGUUAAUUAAGAACGGAAAGAAAAUUACCGCAUUCGUACCACGUGACGGCUGCUUAAACUACAUUGAAGAGAACGAUGAAGUUUUGGUUGCUGGAUUCGGCCGAAAAGGACACGCUGUUGGUGAUAUUCCUGGUGUAAGAUUCAAGGUGGUGAAAGUUGCCAACGUAUCUCUUCUUGCUCUGUAUAAGGAGAAGAAAGAAAGACCAAGAUCAUAAUAUUAUGUCUGUUUGAUGAUGUGUAUUAAAUAAAUAAUAUUAAAACAAAUGUGUUUUGUCACCUUAUUCUUUUAUACUUUAUUGAUCCUGCUUCACUGCAGAUGUUUGGGCUCCAAUACAGUUAUCACCCUAGGAGGUAUGAAGAAAAAUUUGUUUUGGGGUGAAAAUUAACUACACAAGGGUCAAUUCUAUUUCAAUUAUGUCUUGCUUUUCA
This is a messenger RNA of Gryllus bimaculatus (two-spotted cricket), 742 nucleotides long. The record is from the annotation of a GenBank genome assembly. NCBI's taxonomy places the organism in Eukaryota, Metazoa, Arthropoda, Insecta, Orthoptera, Gryllidae.